Labrus bergylta (ballan wrasse) is the source of this 12578-nucleotide messenger RNA. Lineage: Eukaryota; Metazoa; Chordata; Actinopteri; Labriformes; Labridae. The record is from RefSeq and is a predicted model, not a curated record.
AUGGAGUCCCCGCUGAAGCUGGUGGUUCUCCUCCUCACACUCUGCUGCUGCAGUGCUCAGCGUGUUGACUACAUAACUCCACAUUCUGGAAGUUCUAUGGGAGCGACAAAAAUAACCAUUCAUGGAGCCGAUUUUGCCGUGGCAAAUCAGGUCCAGUUGAAUCCGAACGAAGAGUCAGGCAACAGAGUGACAUUGGUGUCUGACAAAAUGUCGGUCAUCUGCGAUGUGGAGAGAGACUCGACGCACAGAAACCAGAUCAUGUGUUACACCAGACCCUUACCAAACGAUAGAUAUUAUGUCCGUGUCACUGUGAAUGGCAAACCAGUUCCUGACAACAAACUAUGCUAUGGUUCUCCCAACUCAUACUGGUGCGGCUUCACUGUCGUCUGGUACACCACACCUUCCGUCAACGUCAUGACUCCAAAGAGUGGUCACCCAGGCUCCCUGGUGAAUAUGUCAGGCCUGAUCUUCACCGACGUGUUUGGUAGUAACACAAGGCUGAGCUCAAACGGCCGGAAUGAAAGAUUCCUGAGAGUCUACAUGGGAGGACAACCAUGCGACCUGUUAAAACCAAACUCAGAUGAUCUAUAUCACCUGCGACUGAAUACCGAGAAUUCCCUGUGGGGCGAAAUGAGCUGCAGAGUGACAGGGACGUAUGUUGGGCAUCAAAACUUGACUUACAUUCUCACCAUGGGAAGGUCUACAAUAAAAAAGGACCAGAUGGUGCUCUGGGGAUCGAACAGACUCGCCAUGUUCCAGAGCUAUGCAGAGGUGACCGGAAUCUCCCCCAAAAAUGGGAGCAUCAUGGGAGGGACGCUGUUGACCGUUCAUGGCCACUUCUUUGAUGAAACGGACGCACCAGCACGUGUUCUUGUUGGAGGCCUGCCAUGUGACAUCCAGAGUGUGUCCGAUGACAGAAUAACGUGCAGAACGGCCAUGCAUGAGAUGAACAACAAUAUGACAGUGUUCCCGGGUGGAAGAGGCUUAAAGAUGGAAACGUGGAACAACUCAAAGCCCAAGUCCAUGGACGAGAUCUUCACAUACGACGAGCACACACCAGGAUACCAGAGCAAAUGGCUCAAGGAAUUCCCCGUUGACUUUAAUCGUGGUUGGGAUUUUUUCACCACACGGAUCAGUGGCUUCAUCGCCCCCAAGUUCAGCGGCAACUACAAGUUCUUCAUCAACUGCGACGACAAAUGUGAGCUCCACCUCAGCAACACCAGCAGUCCUGAAGAUAAGGUGAAGGUCUCCUCCAAACCAUAUUUUACCCACAGCCUGUUUAAUUCCCAAACGUCUGACUGGGUGUAUCUGGAGGAAGGAAAUUAUUACCACAUUGACCUUGUGCAUCAGGAAUAUGGCCAUCACGCUUAUAUCAAAAUGGGCCUGUACUAUGAUAAUAGCCCCUUUACAGAAGACCAGACAAAUGAUGCUGUGAAUGAGGUUCAGAGCAUUAUUGCUGAACAGGAAGUGUUCGAUGAGGAACAGGUUGUUACCUUUGGACUCUGGUCAGAGGACGUUUCCGCAGUCAAAGAGGUCCAGAAGGUCACCGUCAACAGCAGCUGUGCCAGCCAUCAAUGUUCAGGCACCUUCUUCAGCCUCGGCUAUGGAGAGGCAAAGACUGGACCUAUCCCCGUCACUGCCUCACCUGGAGUGGUGGAAGCAGCCCUGAACGACCUUUACUCCAUCAAACCCGACACCGUCCAGGUCACCAAACAGGACGCUACCCAAGGCUCCUCCUACACGGUCACAUUCAAUUCUGUGAGAGGGGAUUAUGAUCUUCUUAAAGCCGUGCCUUACAGCGCUGACACUAACGUCACUGUCGAUGAGGUUACAAAGGGGAAAAGCAACAUGGAGACCUUCACUCUGCUUUGGGGGGGAAUCCCUACAAAACCCAUCCCGUACAACACCACAGAGUCCGAGGUGCAGUCAGCUCUGGAGGAUCUGAUCAAAGCGGAGUGUCCUGGUGAGAUUGUCACCACUGAAGGAACAGAUGUGAAGCUCUUCAAGGAUUAUGAAAACGACUACUCUCAGUACGACGGUGGCCAGAAGGGGACUGCGGUGAAAAUGGGCUUCUGUGGCCAGUGGUCUCUGAAGAACCCUGGAGUCCUCUUCAAGGACAGUUUCUCCAAAGAGUCUGGUGGCACGUACGGAGCAGUUCCAUUGGACAAGUAUCCCGCGCUUUGCUUUGCAUACAAGGGAACGUUGAAGAAUGAAGUCGGAGUGAGGUUCACUUACAGAAACAGCCAAGGCCAAACCAGCAAAGAGACGGCAAAGAUCGUCGCUCUGUUCGCUAAGGGAGACGGGUGGAGUUACACAUGCUUAGACCUGAAGACGUCCCUGCAGACAGAAUACACCGGAAGCAAUUUUGAAAUGCUGGAGUUCAACCUCUACAAAGACGAGUCUGCUGCAGAUUUCUACGUGGAUGCCGUUCACAUGGGAAAGAAUCCCACCACCCGCAAUACAUUCGUUGUUCCCCUCUUGAGGAGACCUCCUCCCUUUGAGGACGAGGGUCAGACCUUUGGGGUGAUUUCUGUUAGCAGAGGAGCCUCGACUGCUCCCAAACUCAGCUACGAGAUCAAAGCGAGACCCGACCAAUGUGCGUUUGGGUUCCCACUGCUGGAAGUUGGCUUCAUGCAGAUGUCUAAUAACAGCGAGGACACGGCUGAGUUCCAGGAUGUGUCAGCCACCGCCACCGUCUCUGUCACUCGCACUCACAGAGCCACUCCUCCUCUCAAAGGCUCCUUCGACUUGGAGUUUAAUGGCGAGACUGUUGAAGGUCUGUCGGUGGACAUCAGCGAGAAGGACAUGAUGUACGCUCUGCAGGGGAUCGCAGGGAUGGGUCAGGUCGACGUCCGUCAGCGGGGAAACUGCAGGAGACCGCACUGGUGGGUGAAGUGGCUCACAAACCCUGGAAACCAGCCUCUGAUAAAGGUGAACGACUCGAUGGUUGUCGGCAACAAGCCAAGCGUUUUUGUCCGUGAGAGGACAAGAGGAGGUGUGAGGAUGCGUAGCCUGCCAGCAGACUUGCUUCGUGUCCCGGAACCCAAAACACAGGUUUUGGUCCUCAUCAAUGACAUCAUCUCGAUGUGUUCUGGGGACUGUGGGUUCGAGUAUUCAGUGGAGAAGACUCCGGUUUUGACUGGAAUCAGCCCGACUCAAGGAUCGAAUGGCCUGGGGACUCUUCUGACGGUCACCGGGACCGGCUUCAGUGACGAACAUGCCGACAUCUUUGUGGGAAACGCCAGAUGCCACGUUGAACAGAUCACAGACACCACUCAGGUGUGCAGGCUCGGCAGCUUGGGCGCUGGUACCUACCGGGUGUCCGUCAGCUUCCCGUCUCUGGGUAACACGAGCUCCCCUGAUGGCAAAAUGUUCUACUUCACCUACCUGGCCAGCGUUUCCUCUUUCUCGCCGCUCUCUGGAAGUCUGGCAGGAGGCACCCUGCUGACAGUGACAGGUUACGGCUUCAGCCAGGACUCCACAGUUACUGUCGGUGGAAAGGAGUGCACCGUCGUAAACGCCGGUGACACUGAGCUGAAGUGCAGAACUCCAGCGGGAUCUGCAGGAUCUGAGGCGGUCAUGGUGAUGGUUGGAAACAUGAGUCUGACUGCCAACAGCUCUUUCACAUAUGAUAGUGACCUCACCCCGCAGAUCUCAAGCAUGAGUCCCAACACGGCAUAUGUGACCGGAGAACAAGUUCUUACCGUCACUGGUUCAAACCUGGGAGGACGAGACAACGACAGCGUGGUGUUAGUCGGUGCCAAGAGGUGCAUGAUAGUGCAAUGGACAGCGACCAACAUCCAGUGUACGCUCCCCGUGCUGCCACCCGGUGUGUACGAGGUGCACGUGCAGGUCGGCAACAACGGCUACCCACAGACAAGCGGAGUGAGCACCGACAUUAAAUACAUCCUGGAAAUUCACGACGUCUCCCCGAGGUUUGGCUCUUUGUUCGGAGGAACCAGGCUGACCGUCUCUGGAUCUGGUUUCAGCAACAACACCCUCGACAACCACGUCUCUGUCGGAGAAGCUGAGUGUGAAGUGACGGCAGCGUCAGACAAUGAGCUGCAGUGUGAGCUGAAGUCGACGGAGAAGACCCACAUGGUCACCAACCAGGGCACACACCACACUCAUGGGCAGGGGUAUGCAUGGGACCCCACCUCUCUGACAGUGUGCGUUGGAGACACAGUAAAGUGGCGUUGGGAAGCUCCGGCCUUCCAGAAAGUCGGCUACAGUGUGUUCAGUGUGACGGCACCAGGGGGCGCCACCUACGAGAACGGACCAUUCAACAGCGGAGACCAGACGACAACAGGGUUUUUCAGUUACCGCUUCACCUCGCCUGGCGAUUACUACUACAGCAGUGGCUACAUCGAUGUCAAAAAAUACAGGACCCUGCAGGGGGUCGUGAAAGUCAAGGCUUGUGAGGGAAAGAGCAGAAAGGUCUCCGUCAUGACUGGAGGCGUUGAGGCCGAACACGUUAGAGGAGGUUCUAACAGUGGCUCCACAGCAGUCCAGCAGUGCGUCGCCUCCACGCAGUGCCAACAGAACACCAACACUUCAGACAUCAUUUCAUUCAGCUCCACCGCCUGCGCCACCCCGACAGUGACCUCCAUCUCCCCCAACCAGGGGACGUACCACCAGGUCGUCCACAUCGAGGGCGCGGGUUUCAGCGACACUGCCUGCGCUAAUGAGGUGACAGUGGGAGAUCAGUCCUGCCAGGUGAUCAACAGCUCUAACUCAGAGAUCUACUGUCAGCUAAGCAAAGACAACAGACUCUCCACGGGUGUCCCUCACCCCGUAGCCGUCAGAGUCAACAACCUCGGGAACGCCAUCGUCGCUGUGCCGAAAGAGCUCCAUCGGCGUUUUGUGCUUCUGCCUGUGAUUGAUUCCGUCUGGCCUCGAAGCGGCAGCUCCACCGGCCACACUCGACUCCUCGUUCACGGCUCGGGCUUCUCUGAAGGACAAGUGACAGCGGCCGACCACCUGUGCUCUGUGGUCACGCUGAACUACACCUCUAUUGUCUGUGACACCUCGCCUUCUCAGCCGCGCUCUGGUGAUGUAGUCUUCCACGUGGGCAGGAUCCAAAGCUCCUGUAAAUCAAGCUGCUCCUUCGAGUAUUCUUCCUCCAUCACGCCUGAGCUCACCAGUAUUUCCCCCGAUAGCAUCAGCGGGCCGUCCUCCCUCACCCUCUCUGGCUCUGGGUUCGGCUCCGACAGCGGUGACGUGGCAGUGUUUGCUGGCAGCACAGAGCUGGAGGUCACCGGGGUCACUAAUGGCAGCAUUUCAGCGACGGUCGACGCUCUUUCUGCGGGCGACCAUGAAGUCAGUGUGAUCCUGAGAAGCAUCGGUCUUGCUAGAGGUUCAGUCACCCUCACCAGCAACGCCACAGCCGUCCUCAACCCCAACGCGGGCAGCCUGGCAGGAGGGACCAAUCUGGUCCUCACUGGAAACGGCUUCGCUCCGGGCAACACCAGCGUGAUGAUCGGCGGCAAGCCCUGCGAGAUUCAGGAAGUGACGCCGGCGCGUCUUCGCUGCCUGACACCUCCUCACAGCGAGGGAGUGAAGACUGUCAGCGUCAAAGUGUUUUCAGUCAAUUACCCGCCUUUCAGCUUCAACUACUCGAAAGACAAAACUCCUUCUAUCAUCUCCAUCAGCCCUGCCACUGGGCCGAGUGGGACCGUCAUCACCCUGACAGGUUCAGGAUUCCACAACGACUCUCAGCAGGUCCAGGUCACCAUAAAUGAUGCCCCUGCAUUCUGUCUCGCUGUCUACCUCAUGUGUUAUUCAGGCAGUUUCGCUGGCGGCGCUCUGCUCUCCGUGCAGGGGUCCGGCUUUGACCCGGACAGAUCCACGGUGAGGAUCUGCGGAGAGGAGUGCAACGUUAACAGAAACAUGUCGACAUCGACACGUCUGUACUGCGAGUCUCCAAACAACAGCACUGAGUCAGAGGCGAGCUGCGAGGUUGCAGUCUACAACCAGAACGAUGCCGUCAACACAUCGAAUGGCUUCACCUACAAAUCUCAGCUGACUCCGGUGAUCUCUGAGGUUUCUCCGCGCAGAGGAGGCACCGCUGGAGGCACGCUGCUGACAAUCACAGGCUCCGGUUUCAGCACCGACCAAAGCAAAGUCAAAGUGACCAUCGCAGACUCUGGGUGCGACGUUCAGUCCACCACCAGCACACAGAUCACCUGUGUGACGAAUGCUCAGCCAAGGUCUCAGGAAACCAAAGUCAGAGUCAGCAUCGGAGAUCAAGGCAUCGCUAAGAUGGAGAAUGCAGAUUUCUUCUACGUUGACGUGUGGUCAUCCAGGUACACAUGGGGGGGUCAGUCUCCACCUGAGAAAGGCACGUUUGCUGUCAUCACUAAAGGACAGACCAUCCUGCUGGACACCAACACUCCAGUUCUGAAAAUGCUCCUGAUCCAAGGAGGGGCGUUGGUUUUUGACGAAGCGGACAUCGAGCUACAGGCGGAAAACAUCCUGAUCACAGACGGCGGUCGGCUCGAGGUCGGUCGAGAGGGGGCGCCAUUCCAGCACAAAGCCAUCAUCACACUUCAUGGACACCAGCGCUCGCCUGAACUUCCUAUGUACGGUGCUAAGGCAAUCGCUAUCAGAGAGGGCGUGCUGGACUUGCAUGGUAAACCAGUCGCUGAUACGUGGACCCACCUCGCACAGACGGCAGCUAAGGACUCCAAGACACUGACCCUGAUGAAGGCGGUGACGUGGAGCGUCGGAGAUGAAAUUGUCAUCGCCUCCACAGGCCACAGGCACAGUCAGAGAGAGAACGAGAAGAAGACGAUAGCCGCCGUGUCAGCCGACGGAAAGACUCUAACUCUGGAAGAAGCGCUGGAGUACGCUCACCUCGGGGUGACCACCACACUGCCUGGUGGGAAGACGUUUGAUGCCCGAGCUGAGGUGGGUCUCCUCAGCAGGAACGUCGUGGUACGAGGUUCCAACAACAAAGAAUGGAACACGGAGAUUGAAGCCUGUCCUGCUGGCUUUAACACAGGUGAAUUCCAGACCCAAACGUGCUUCCAAGGCAGGCAUGGAGCCGAAGUAGGCAGCGAUCAGUUUGGAGGCACCAUCAUGUUUCACUCACCCACACCAGAUCGUGAUCGUGUAAAGGGCAGGAUUGAAUUUGUUGAGCUGACCUACAUGGGACAGGCCUUCAGGCUGGGGCGUUAUCCCAUCCACUGGCAUCUGAUGGGAGACUUGAACUACACAUCGUACGUGCGAGGUUGUGCCAUCCACGAGACCUUCAACAGGGCAGUUACCAUCCACAAUACCCACAGGCUGCUGGUGGAGCACACCGUCAUCUACAACAUCAUGGGCGGGGCCUUCUUCAUUGAAGACGGCAUUGAGACGGGGAACAUCCUGCAGUACAACCUGGCUGUGUUUGUCAGACAGAGCACCAGCCUGCUGAACGACGACGUCACUCCCGCCGCCUACUGGGUCACCAAUCCCAACAACAUCAUCCGACACAAUGCCGCCGCCGGGGGCACCCACUUCGGCUUCUGGUACCGCAUGCACGAGCACCCGGAUGGCCCGUCCUUUGACGGAAGCAUCUGCCAGAAAAGGGUUCCUCUCGGCGAGUUCCACAACAACACGGUGCACUCCCAGGGCUGGUUCGGCCUCUGGAUCUUCCAAGACUACUUCCCCAUGAAGGGCGGCACCUGCAGGUCCAAAACCCCAGAGCCUGCUGUCUUCCACUCCCUCACCACCUGGAACUGCGAAAAAGGUGCCGAGUGGGUCAACGUGGGCGCUGUGCAGUUCGACAGCUUCCUCAUGGUCAACAACGAGAAAGCCGGCAUUGAAGCCAAGCGUAUCUUCCCGUGGGCUGUGAGCGGCACAGGAAGGGAAGGAGGGGCUGGGGUGUUCAACAGCAUCAUCGUGGGCCACCUAAUGGAGCUCGGAGGGUUCGAGACAGAAACCCGUACCCGGGGUAUCAUCCUGCCAUUCGACGACGGCAUGGUCGUCCUGAACACUACGCUCAUCAACUUCGACCAGGCCUCUUAUGCAGCCUUCGGGGUAACCACAGUGGAUGGGACAUGCGUUGAAAGAUGUGGCGGCUGGUCUGCCCUCUUCGGCGGUAUCAAGUAUUUCAAUUCACCCAACAAGUGCGGCUUGAAGUGGGAGUUUGAGGUGCAGAUGGUGGACACAGAUGGUUCCCUCACAGGAACGGUUGGGAACAAAGUGGUGUCCAACAGCUCGUUGUUGGACCCAGCUCACUGUACACACAGUGAGGAGUGGAGCAACGGUUACCCCGGAUACGUGUGCGACGACACCGUUCACUUCCACCGUCUGGCACUCAACAACCCUUCCCCAUCUUCUCUGAAUCCUAAGAAUAUCCUGCUCACCAACGACUAUGGUACCAGUGCAGUUCCAUACAAGGAGAAGAGACUGACUCAUAAGAAGGGCUGGAUGGCCUUGGUGCCCUCUGGGAAAACGUACCUCAUGAACUUUGAAAACGCCUUCCAAAUCACCAAUCUCUCAUACACUGCAACCUUCUACGGCUUCAAGCAAGAUCAAUAUGUGAUCAUCAAACACAACCUCACUCAGAGUCCGGACAGUUUCUACAUCAUAGAUAAGAGGAACGGCUCGGAGUCGCCGCUCAGCUACAGCGAGAAUGAAAGUGGCGACUGGCACUUUGAGGAAAGCUCCAAAAGUCUCUCCUACAUCUUGUCCGGGAAGACGAGCAAGCGUCGUCGUCGUUCCAGCGUGGACCGCUCCAUGAAAGACUUUAAUGUGAACUUGAAAGUCUAUCGCUGCUUCUUCCCCGACUGCAUCCAAGGAACACCUCCGCCCCCGGCCACGCUGCCCCCCUUACCAAGCCGCCGGCCCGACAACUUCAUUCGCUGGUCUAACGCCUCUUUCUGGGAAAAUUCAGCUGAGAAUAACUUCACUGUGCCAGCAGAGGGCGGUGAUGUCGUCAUCCCGUCAGGUGUGUGGAUGGUUCAGGACGCCGACACUCCUCCCCUCAACAAGCUGACCAUUACUGGAGUUCUUGAGAUCCCAGACACCUCGAUGAACGUGUCCAGCCGACAGAGCCGAGCCGCUCCAAAUACAACUGUGGUGCUGGACGCAGUCUACAUCUCCAUCCAGGGCGGCAGAAUGAUCGCAGGAUGGGACGACGAGCCGUUCAGGGGUCAGCUGCACAUCAAACUCAGAGGACGCCACAACACCCCGGACUGGCUUCUGCCUGCCGGUCCAAACCAGGGAUCCAAAGUCUUAGGUGUGUUUGGUACUCUGGAGCUCUACGGACAACCUCACAAUGUGUCCCACACCAAACUGUCUGCUACUGCUGUCGCUGGAUCCAACAAGCUGAGCCUGAGGGAGUCUGUGGACUGGCAGGUUGGAGAGGAGAUCGCCGUCUCCUCCAGCAGCUACAACGCGCGGGAGACUGAAAAACACAAGAUAAGCGCUGUGUCAGCAGACGGCCGGGAACUGACCCUGGACCAGCCUUUGACCCACAGACACAUCGGUGAGACUCACUCUGUCUCAGGUACGUCGUACUCCUACACGCUGGCAGCUGACGUCGCUCUCCUGACCAGAAACAUUAAGAUCAUCGGUGAGGAGUACGAGGACAUGAUGAAGGAGUCGUUCGGAGCCAGACUGUUGGUGGGAUCCUUCAUGUCAGAAGGAAUCAACUACAGAGGGAAAGCUCAGAUCAGGAACGUGGAGUUCUACCGCUCGGGUCAGGAAGGCUGGACCGACUCCAACGACCCUCGUUAUUCUGUGGCCUUCCUCAACCUGGGAGAGGUUAAAGAGGACGAAUCGUACAUCCAGGGUUGUUCUUUCCACGACGGAUUCUCUCCGGCCAUCGGAGUGUUUGGGACGAGCGAGUUGAAGGUGGACGAUAACGUGAUCCAUCACACUGUGGGAGAAGGUAUCAGAAUUUGGGGGGACAAGAACGUGAGGAGGAACCUGGUGAUGUUGUCUCUGUGGCCCGGCUCGUAUCAGGACAGAGAGGAGGAGUUCAACUUCAACUUUGUUGCCGGCAUCGAGGUCAACAAGGGGACGAACGUCGUGCUGCAGUAUAACAUCGUGGCGGGUUACGAGAGAGUGGCUUAUCGCAUCAAUGGUGAACCGUGCACAGGAAGCGAGAACAAGAUGGAGGGCUGGAUCCACAACGAGGCUCACAGCGGUAUGUUCGCCGGAGUCUUCAUGGACAAAGACGGUUUGCCUGGCUGCAGCCUCAUCAACGACUUCUUCAUAUGGAGGAGCUUCGACUACGGCAUCUACUACCAGACCCCCAGUAGUGUUAUUGUUUCCAACGCAACCAUGGUGGACAAUGGGAUGAGCAUCAUGCCGAUAACCUACGGCCCUCCUUCUCUUUCUCACAAAUUUGCUGAUAAAUUUGCAAGUGUGAAGAAUUCCUUGUUUGUUGGCAGCAGCCCUGACUUUGACUGUUCCGACACUCUGUCAAGCAGCGACUAUAAUGUGCGAGGCAGCGCGCAACAUCGUGCCCCAAGACCGAUCAACGGGGGCAGAUCUGCAAUCUGUUGGCCAAAUUUCCAUUCCGCCCACAACAACGCACCACUAAUGCUCUAUCAUCUGAACAGCAACUACAAUGCCAUCAAAGGCCUGAUGACAGUGGAGGAUACCACGUUCGUUAAUUUCCAAAGCGUGUGCUCGGGCGAGGCAAACAUCAUGUUCAUGACCAACACCGAGAACGAAGACCUGCAUCACCCCGUGCAUGUGUCACGCAUAACCACGGUCGACAGCAUGGAGGACUACAAGGUCUUCAUCCACAGGGCUUCUUUAAAAAAAAUUAACCCGUCAGACUGUGUGGACAUGGACUGUGACGGCAAGAAGAAGACCAUGUUGAAGGACUUGGACGGCUCGUUCCUGGGAUCGGUGGGGACGGUGCUGCCCCAGUCUGAGUUCCAGUGGGGGGGUGAUCCCAGGAGGGGGCUGGGCGACUACCGACUCCCAACAGUCAUGAUCACCAGGAAAGACGGCAGCCCCAUCCCUGUGGACCAGAUCGCUCCAAACAAAGGUAUAAUGAGGAAAAACUGCACUUAUGUGAGUUCCUGGCAGAGCUACAAGUGUUUCGGGCUGAACUACAGGAUGCUGGUGAUCGAGAGUCUCGACCCCGACACGGAGACGAGGCGCCUGUCCCCCGUCGCCGUGCUCGGAGACGGCUUUGUGGAUCUUAUUAACGGUCCGCAGGAUCACGGAUGGUGCGCGGGCUACACCUGCCAGCUGAGAGUGUCGCUGUUCCACAGCAUCAUUGCCACCGGUCACGCCUUUGAGGUCUUCUUCAGCAGCACCAGCCCUCAGAAACUUCGCCUCAUGAUGCUCAACGCCCAUCCAUCCGAGAGCGUCAUAGUGUCAGUGUUCUACUCCAAGCCACAGCGGAUGGACGUGUACUCAGACAACAACUUAAUCGCUCCGACUAAUGCCGAGUGGAACAGUGACAAAACAGACUACGAACUGAAGAAGCCUCUUUAUGCAGGUCAAUACGUCCCCCAACUAAACGCCACCAAGGGCGCCAACUUCUUUGACUUAGAGAACCAGAUGGUUCAGGUCGUCCUGAGAGGCUCCGAUCCUGCUGAAAUCCGAAUCUCUCCGAUCCUCUUCCUCUCCUUCGAUCUGCCCACCCUCACCGAGGACGAGUUCUUCGGAGAAAACCUGGUGCGUAACCUCGCAGCCUUCCUCAAGAUUCCCUCCACUAUGAUCCGGGUCACCAACAUCAUCCGGGAGGACGGAGGCGCGCGACGCAAGAAGAGAUCUACGGGUCUGAAGGUGGAGGUGCAGAUCAAGAAACCUCCGGUCCAGCAGAGAGACAACAGCACCAACGAUGAUGAAGACUUCUCGCAGUUGAGGACCAUAGCCGAUGAUCUGGGUCAGGCAGCAGUGUCCGGAAACCUCAGCAAGUCCAUCGGCUUCAACGUGUCUUCGAUGGGCAUCAUCGCGCCUCCUCCUGCAUCAUCAGACCCAAGCUGGAAGGAGGAAGCUUCAAAAAAUGAGACGAGGGGGGAGGCCGAAGUGAGCUACGUGUCGAGCGUGUCCAAGCUGCUGCUGAUCCUGGACCCGAUAGCCGGGCAGCACGUGGGUCCUCUGCUCCUGCAGCCUAGUCUGAUGGCUGUGGAUGAGAAGGGUAACUGUGUCUCGGUGGGGGUGACCACGCUCACUCUAACAGCCACCCUGAAGGACUCCAGUGGAAACCCCGCAGAAGGACUCGAGGGAAACACCACCAUCCUGUUCGACAGCUGCUGGGCCAACUUCACCGACCUGUCUAUAAUCAACAGCGGGGAGAACCUCACCAUGGUCUUCACGCUGAAGGAAUGGAGCUCAAAGUCGCGCGCCUUCACUGUGAAAGACACUCCGACCACCACCGCCAUGACAACGAUGGCUGCAUCGACCCCCGAGGCCACCACACAGGACGAUAGCCUCUUCAGCUCCAGCACUAAGCUAGCUGCCAGCAGUGCCUGUGUGAUUAGCGUUAUCUACAACAUCGCCUGCUGCUCGUCAGGGUUCACCUGUUAGACGUCUCUGUGAAGCUAAGACGGUGUUAUGAAGGAAAAUGCAACUUCACCCCGAGAAGCUAAAUACAAAGAGGCGAUCCUUAAUAUAUAUGA